GUAUUUGUUUUCUGAGAGAGGACAAAAAGAAGUUCAUCGCUUCAUCUCCUCUCAGAUAGAAUAAGAAACCCUAAUUCCUUUUCUAUCAUUUCCUCUCAGAACAAAGAAGAUCUGAUCUGAUUAUUUUGAAGAAAUGGCGAUGGCUGCACUUAGAAGAGAAGGAAAACGUUUAGCACCUUUGAUCUCUCCUAGAUCCAUCGAUACUGCUCUUACCAGAUCUUCACUCAUUUCUGAGGAGCUGGCCCCCUUUGGAGCCCGUUCUAUUUCAACUCAAAUAGUCAGAAAUCGGAUGAAGAGUGUUAAGAACAUCCAGAAAAUCACCAAGGCAAUGAAGAUGGUUGCAGCCUCAAAGUUACGAGCAAUUCAAGUUAAAGCAGAAAAUUCACGUGGCCUCUGGCAGCCAUUUACUGCACUUCUUGGAGAUUCUUCCACCGUUGACGUGAAGAAGAAUGUGAUUGUCACUGUUUCUUCCGACAAAGGUCUUUGUGGUGGAAUCAAUUCCACAUCCGUCAAAGUGAGCAAAGGAAUUUACAGGAUGAAUGCUGGUCCUGAUAAAGAAUCAAAAUACGUUGUUGUGGGAGAGAAGGCGAAGGCCCAACUCAUCCGUGACUCGAAGAAUGAUAUUGAUUUAUCAAUAUCUGAGUUGCAGAAAAACCCUCUAAAUUACACCCAGGUUUCUGUUCUUGCAGAUGACAUUUUAAAGAAUGUCGAGUACGAUGCAUUGAGAAUUGUUUUUAACAAGUUUCAAUCAGUUGUAGCUUUUAUCCCAACAAUGGCUACUGUUUUAUCUCCCGAGAUUGUGGAAAGAGAGGCUGCAUCCGGAGGCUUACUUGGAGCUCUGGAUUCCUAUGAAAUUGAAGGCGGUGAUACAAAAGCAGAAGUGCUUAUGAAUCUCACCGAGUUCCAAUUUUCUUGUACACUAUUUAAUGCAGUCUUAGAGAACGCCUGCAGUGAGCAAGGGGCAAGGAUGUCUGCCAUGGACAGUUCCAGCAGGAAUGCUGGAGACAUGCUUGAUCGUCUGACUCUUACCUAUAACAGAACCCGUCAAGCAUCAAUCACUACUGAACUUAUUGAGAUUAUUUCUGGAGCGUCAGCAUUGACAGGCUAAUUCUUCAAACCGCUGUUUGCCCACCUGAGAGAAUUUGAAAAUAAAGGUGUACUCCAGAUUUUUUCUUCUCACCACCUAUCACGGUGGUUGUUUUGCUGACAGUUGGUACUUUUUUUUGUCUGAUGGUGGAGGUAUACUCCAAUAAUAUCCCAAAAUUUCAUCUGAAUUCUUGGGAGCUUUUAGGUUCUCCUGUCUGUUUUUUUUUUUGAUUAGUAGACUCCGUCAUUUUGGUAAAUGAGUAGUUUAAUCAAUGGAGUCUACUUUCUGUUCUCCUUUUGCUGUGAAAAAGAAAAUUAUUAGAUUUGCAAGGCGGAGGUAAUUCAACAGAUCAACAUAGUAAUGAUCCAUUUGUAGUUGUUUUGAGUAGUAUGGGCCUUCCACUGUAAAGGAUCUCAACAGAAACUACUGUUAAAAGUUACAACUCCUUAGCAAAUCCAAACCAAUAGCCCUUGUUAUUA
Messenger RNA from Papaver somniferum (opium poppy), 1566 nucleotides. Its product is annotated as ATP synthase subunit gamma, mitochondrial-like. Lineage: Eukaryota; Viridiplantae; Streptophyta; Magnoliopsida; Ranunculales; Papaveraceae. Gene Ontology annotation, biological process: proton motive force-driven ATP synthesis. The coding region runs from base 134 to 1108 and encodes 324 amino acids. The transcript is spliced from 9 exons. Gene Ontology annotation, molecular function: proton-transporting ATP synthase activity, rotational mechanism. The record is from RefSeq and is a predicted model, not a curated record.